GAACACAGAGAACACAGAAAAAAACAGAGAACACAGAGAGCACAGAGAACACAGGAUGUGUCUUAUUACAAUAACAAACAAACAAUAACACCACCCAUCAUGUAGGUCCUACAUCAGGAGAAGCUGCUGUUGUAGUAAAUGAAUCAGCAGCUUGUGACCAAUCAGAAGAGCCGCUGGAUAGAGAAGGUAAAUAAGAGCUUUCUCUGGAUCCCUGCUUAGGAUGCUGCUGCUGCUGCUGCAGGGAGAGCUCGGGCUCUGACUGGUCCGUUCCUGCUCGUGCUCGCCCCCCAUUGGUUACUAAUACUCAGUACAACACGUCAUUGUCACGUCGUGUCCUGUUUUUACUAGGACCAAAACAGCGUGUGUGAAAAAGCUGAUGUAUAAAAAGCAGUAAAUGUUAUAAAUAUCUGCUCCACGUGCUGCAGGAUCUGAGUGAGAGAAGGAAGGACAGAGAGUGUGAGCGCUUUCCCAGUGUAAAGGGCGAGAAUGGAAAGGACCAGCCCUACAGACUUCGCUUCCCACCGCCAUGACAGCAUGUCUAGUCCAUCAGAACAGUGCUGUUUAAAUUCUCACUUUCUCACUAUAAUGGUCUUGUGUGCCUCAGUGGUUACCAUGACGACAGACAAAGCAAACAGCGGACAGAAGAAGCAGGUCUGUGAGCAGCAACAGGAAGAUGGAGAGACUGUGGUGCAAGAUGCUGAUGCAAUCGAGCCCCUUCUGGACAGACCCUCGGGCUCACCGCUGACUCCUGGAGGCUCAGAGGAGGGACAGCAGCCCAGAUCACGCCAGCACGCCUCGACCGGCCGUGGCCUUUCACGCAUGUUCUCCUCUCUCCUGAAACGCCGCUCACAGUGCUCAGAUGAUGAGGGGGUCAAGCUGGAACGAGGCCAAGAGAAAGAGAGCCACCAGGAUCCCAAAGCUCCUAUCGCAGACCCUGAGCCUGAGCUGCGCAUUGAGGGAGAUGCAGCACUAGAUGUGCACUCCAUUAGCAGUGCUGAGAACCAGGUCAGAGUGGACCAGAAAGAUGAUGAAGUGAAAGUGGAGAAGAGGGAAAAGAAAGAAAAGAAGCAAAAGAAAGAUGAGAUGAAUAAAAACAGAGACAAGAAAAAGAAAACAGAGAAAGCAAAAAAUAUAGAGAAGAAAAAAAAGAAAGAAAUGAGGAACAAGGACAAGGUGAAGAAAGAGAAGGUGAUUGAAAUAGAAGAAGACAAAGAGAUUGAGGAGCAGCCCAAGCCUGGGGAAGAGGAGACCGAAGCAGCAGGAGCAGGGAAAAGAGAGGGAGAUGGAGAACGAGACAGAAAGGAGAAGAUGACUGAGGAGGAUGUAAAGCCUGAGAAAAGUCAGCGCAGACCCAGGAUCCUGCACUGUAAGGUCACUCUCCUGGACAACACACUGUUUGAGUGUGAACUUGAAAAACAUGCCAAAGGCCAGGAUCUGUUUGCUAAAGUGUGUGAGCACCUGAACCUGUUGGAGAAGGAUUAUUAUGGCCUCGCUGUAUGGGAGACACCAGUCAUUAAGAUGUGGCUCGACUUCACAAAGGAGAUUCGAAGGCAAGUGCGAGGAAUCAGCUAUGAUUUUACAUUCAAUGUGAAGUUUUACCCACCUGAUCCAGCACAGUUAUCUGAGGACAUUACCAGGUACUACGUCUGUCUCCAGCUGCGUAAGGACAUCAUGAGCGGCCGCCUGCCCUGCUCGUUUGUCACUCUGACCCUGCUGGGCUCAUACGCUCUGCAGUCUGAGCUGGGGGAAUACGAUCCUGAGAUCCACGGCACAGACUGCUGCAAGGAGGUCAGGCUUAUCCCAAACCAGACGAAGGAACUGGAGGAAAAGAUCAUGGAGCUCCAUCGCACAUACAGAUCUAUGAGUCCUGCUCAGGCCGACAUGAUGUUCCUGGAGAAUGCCAAGAAGCUCUCUAUGUAUGGUGUAGACCUGCACCAGGCUAAGGAUCUGAACGGGGUGGAUAUCAUGCUGGGUGUCUGCUCCAGUGGUCUCAUGGUUUAUAAAGACAAGCUGAGGAUUAAUCGUUUCCCAUGGCCCAAAGUGCUGAAAGUCUCCUACAAACGUAGCAGCUUUUUCAUCAAGCUACGGCCAUCUGAGCUGGAACAUUAUGAGAGUGCUAUUGGCUUCAAGCUGCCCAAUUACAAAGCUUCUAAGAAGCUUUGGAAAGUGUGUGUAGAACACCACGCCUUUUUCAGGUUGACGUCUACCGAAGCUGCCACCACACCUAGGAAGCUACUGGCCCUGGGCUCCAAGUUCAGGUAUAGUGGACGAACUCAGGCUCAAACUCGGCAGGCCAGCUCCAUGAUCAACCGCCCUGCACCCGACUUCAAGCGCUUUGCCAAUAAAAUGGCCUCUCACAGCUUAGAUGGAGCAAUGGUGUCCACCUUAAAUAAGACAGCACGUCCAGUCAGCGCUCCCAUCAUGUCUCCUAUCUCCAUUGGCGAAACAGCUCCUUCUCCCAUGGUGACAUCAGCCAUCCAGGUGGAGCACAAAGGCUUGCUGACACCCACACGUCCACCGUCUCAAUCGGAGGACAACAAGGUUGAGGUAAAGGCAGAGAGCUGUGUGACUGGGACCUUCAAAAUGCAAAGUGUUGCACUCCAGGACACGUCUGAGAUCAAGAUGCUUGUUCGGCGUGAGUUGCGGCAUCGUGAUGUCCAGGCAGUGAAGACAACUAAAGGGGACAAAAUUAGUCAGCCUCCACAAGUGAUGGUGCGAAUGCGCAAGAAACGAGCGAAAAAAAUUGAGGGCGAAUCUCUUUAUACCAGACAUAGCAAUUUAAUGUUGGAGGAUCUGGAUAAGACUCAGUCAGGGAUUAUGCGUCACCACAGCAGUAUCAGUGAGCUCAAGCGCAGCUUCAUGGAGUCGGUCCCCGAGCCACGGCCCAGCGAGUGGGACAAGCGUCUGUCCUCAAACUCGCCUUUCCGCACAGCCAGCAUCAAUGGCCAGAUGCAGUCAGAUGUGACUCCUCUAGUGAAGAGACACACAGUCACCGUCUCUGACGUGAGCAACUCCCCGAUCAGUGAAACUGCCACCAAGGAGGGGCCGAUAAUGCACACCGAGACCAAGACCAUUACAUAUGAAUCUGCUCAACCUGAUGAGAACAUCGGGAUGCUUCUCAACGCACAAACCAUUACCUCUGAGACCUUGAGCACCACGACCACUACACAGAUCACCAAGAUGGUGAAAGGAGGAAUCUCUGAAACCCGAAUUGAGAAGCGGAUCGUGAUCACCGGGGACUCUGAGAUCGACCACGAUAAGGCUUUGGCUCAGGCAAUAAAGGAGGCAAAGGAGCAGCACCCAGACAUGUCUGUUACUAAAGUUGUAGUGCAUCAGGAAACAGAGAUCACCCCAGAUUAAAGUCUACUCCAUAAACCACAUACAGAAAUCCAUCCCUGAUUCACGUCCGCACCAGACUGAUGCUGAACUCCAGACUUCUUCAACCACAACCUCUUCUGACCGGCAGGAGGAACAUAAUGGAUCACCUCCAGACUGUCUGUUCCAUCAGAUUCAACCUUCUAUUGGAAUACGCUCUCCUGUAGCACCUCUCUCUGUCUGUCUUUCUCUCUCUCUCUCUCUCUCUGUAGCGCUCUCUCUCUCUCUCUCUCUGUAGCGCUCUUUCUCGCUCUGUAUCUCUCUCACUCUGUCUCUCACUCUGUCUCUCUCUCUCCAGAUGUCUGUAAAACAGCUGAUUGUUUCAUGUCAGAUUGUUAUAACAAAACCUGUCUUUUAAUGCAAUUUUAAAUAUAGAUUUUAGCGGGUUUGAUAAACGGUAGGUUUUUAAUACGUUUUUAAAUCAUAAGUGGUUUUUAGGGUUUUGUCACACGAAACAAAGGAGCAGCAGCAUCAGAAAUUAGUCUCAGUUGUUUUUCUUCUGUUAAAGAAUAUCCAUUAUUGUGAACAAGUUCUUCUCUUUCUUCUUCUUAACUAUUAUCUUCUCUUUUAUUUUUUGCUUCACUUCAUUUGUUACGGUUCUUAGAGACAGCCUGCGCUUUUUCGUGCAGAUUUUAAUGAGUCUGAGUUGUUCUUCCCUCCUAACAACCAAGUGCAUUGAACAUUACCCACACACACACACACACACACACACACACACACACACACACACACACACACACACACACACACACACACACACACACACACACACACAGACCUCCCAACAGUCACAGAGUGAAGUACAGUAUGAUGUAGUUUGUGUUAUAGACGUCACUGCCAUACAGCCAUCUUUCCUCAUCAUCUUUUAGUCUUGUAGACGUCGGACUGCGCACUCUUAGUAUCAGCUUUAUGUUCCCUGUCCUUCAAUGCUUAUAUAAUCUACUGAUCAAAAGCAUACAUUUCCUACCUUUUCCCCGUCCACGUGAUGCGACUGCUACUUUAGUUGAAUUCCCUCACUAGCUUGCUAGCUUUCGAUGAACUGUUUCACCUCUCACUGGGUGGAGUCUCUCCCAGUAUGCCACGUCGUUUCCACUGUCUGGAAUGUUUAGCUGGGAUGUGAACAUGUGCUACUCUAGGUAUUUCCAUCCUAAGCACCCACCUUAUGGUGAUGUAUAUCACCAUCAGGCAGACUAGUGGCCUGUGGUUACAUUCUAUUCAGAUAUGUUUUGCUGCCACAUCUUAACAUAUACUGUCCUCAGUCUCGGCACGGAUCACCUUAAAGAAACAGCUUUGUCCAGUGGUACGCUGCUUGCACACAGAGCAGAAGCGGUGAUGGUUAUUGUACUGGAUCAAGCACUGAUACCUCUGUUGUGGAGUUGGUUGAGGCCUCACUCUCAUCUGUGUGGUUUCUGGGCUAGGAUAUGGCUUGACUCUCCGCUAAACUGGUUCAUGAACAAAGACAGGUGUCAGUGGCACAGUCCGUCUUGUAAAACAGUGCAACUCUAAACAGUGACCACUUAUCACCACAAGUGUCUGGCCGUUACAGGGAGACAACUUUACAACUGAAAGUAUCACCACUGGGUAGCAACAUAAUUAGAUCUGUGGCCCUGUUUUCCUUUUUGCAGCAGUAGACACUCCAGCUCCACUGAUGUCCCCAAACAUUUUCAGGUCUCAUGGCCAUGACAGUGUCAGACCCCAGCAAACUCGCCACUCUAACCUUUCCUCUCGGAAGAAGAUUCCAGGGAAUGAUGGCUGUGUUAGAACAGUCUUUGUGUCUUUGCUGGAACAUAUCAUGUUUUUUUUUAACAAAAGAUAUUGCUACACUAUAUAGGCAAAAGUAUGUGUAUCCUGCACAUCACACUGACAUAUGGUUCUUCUCCAAACUGUUCCAUAAAAUUUGGAAACAUACAAUUGUAUUUUUUUAUCUUUUCACCACUAAUGCUCUUGUCUCUGAAGGAGCACAAACCCCACAGUCAGAUUCAAAGAUCUAAGGAAAGUCUUUCCAGAAGAUUAAAGCUCAUAAUCUGAUGGUCCGAUGUCCACAUACAUCUGGCCAUAUAGUGGCGUUUUAUUUACAUAUAGUGGCGUGUUAAAGAAUGUGUUAAUUUGGCUUUCUUUCUGAAAUUAAAUUUCCAGAUUCAGAUUUUUAGGUGAAACUGUAGGAUGCACCAGCUCUCGUGACCUGAGUGGGUGAUUUAUUAAAUCAUGGAAUCUCCUUAAUGAUGGAUGGAUGAUGCAAUGUCUUUGACUCUAUGAAUCUCUGGACUCACAAAAUGACUUAGGAUUAGACUUUGAUCUGACAUGUUGCCGAACUGAUUCUAAAAAUGUGUAGAAUUGGCUUUAAAUACUUUCAGAGAAACGAAGACCAGUGAACUCAAAUUCUUUGCCAUUUGGCUUUCCACUGCCAUGCCUUGACUGUGCUAGUCAGCUAGUCUGCUAGCAUGCAAACGUGCACAAUACAAACAAAAAUAACACUCAGAUAAAUAACAGCUCAAAACACUCACUAAAGUUAUUAGAAUUAAAGCCAAAACAGAGUAACAUUACUGAUUCAAGUGAAUAAACGGUGCUCAGAGUUACUCGUCUAUAAAAUGUUUACCAUCUUCCUCAUUAGAAUUUCAUUUCAUUGGCGAUUCAUUAUUAAUGUUAAAGAUAGUGUUAGGUUUUUGUGGGCUGUUGUCCCACUACAAAUGAACCAAACUUCUUUGAUAAAGGUAUAAAUAGGAUUUUGUAAGGAAACCUAAGUGAUAUGUGCUUUCUGGUGUUUGACGUUUCUCCCUUUCUGCUCCUGUGAAUGGAGAGGUUUAUUGCAAGGUUCUGUUCCUCCUUAUUUUGCUCAUGUGCUGAAUAAACUCUAAUUCAGUCUUAUUGUACGUUUCACUUUCAAAAAUGCAGCAAAAUGUUGGAUUCUGUUCCCUGUUUGUUCCAUUUCACUGCUUUACGUAGACAUAAAGAGACUGGCUGUAUAAAUAAUAUUUAAUACUGCUAAUACAGUGGCCCAGACUCUCUAAAGUGAACUAAAGCAUCAUGGAUGUCUGGGGUAUUGAUGGGUUUUCCUACAGCUACACAACAGAUCUACGGUCAGGUAUCUUUCCUCACACCACAGACUGUAGUGAAUCUACUGCUUAUGCUUAAGUCUUAUUUCAAUGUCCUUAUUUUCAGCAUUUCACUGCAAACUUAGGGCCUUUAUUACUUUAUUACUUUUGACUUUUCGUUGUUUCUGGUGGUCGCGUUGUAAUUAGACUCCUGAACAUUUUGUAAUGUGUUUUGAUUGAUCUGUGAUGUUGUGUAGACUGAUUUACAUAUUUUUAAAUAAAAGUAGUAUAACACUGAA
Molecule: messenger RNA, 6706 nt
Organism: Tachysurus fulvidraco (yellow catfish)
Lineage: Eukaryota; Metazoa; Chordata; Actinopteri; Siluriformes; Bagridae
Gene: epb41a
Product: erythrocyte membrane protein band 4.1a
Exons: 21
Coding region: 487-3360 (957 amino acids)
Biological process (GO): cortical actin cytoskeleton organization
Cellular component (GO): cytoskeleton; plasma membrane
Molecular function (GO): actin binding; structural molecule activity
Source: RefSeq, a predicted model, not a curated record